UCAAGGACCAGGAUUGGGCACCCCUGGUCUAAUUCGUGGUGUCCUUUUGUGCAUCGGAACUGAAAUUCACGUCCUUGUUUCCCGCCGUUCUGGGAGGAGUUUGGGAGCUUGAUUCCGUUGCUGUGGAGCCGUUUGUGUGAAUGAGAGGAGAGAUACAAAUGGCUGCAAGAGAGAGAAUUUUGUUUGGGGAUAAUGCCGUUGAAAUGGAAAACAUGGAAGACGAAGAUUUUGCUGUUUCAAAUUCGUCCGAUGCAGAUGCUACAUUUGACACUGUUGUCGGAUACUUAGAGGAUAUAAUGAUGGGUGAUGAGUUUCAACAGCUUCAGGGAAACUUCAUGGAAAAGCAUUACCUGGAGUUUGAAGAUUCCGAGGAGAAUAAAUUAAGCUACACCCCCAUCUUCAAUGAACAUAUCGAUCUGCUGGAAAAGUAUAUUGAACAGCAGCUGAUAGAAAGGAUGCCUGGGUUCAGCAUGACAGCGUUUACCACAUCGUUACAACAGCAUAAAGAUGAGAUAGCGGGAGACAUAUUCGACAUGCUUCUGACAUUUACAGACUUCCUGGCCUUCAAAGAAAUGUUUCUUGAUUACAGAGCUGAGAAAGAAGGUCGAGGUUUUGAUCUCAGCAGUGGCCUGGUAGUGAGAUCAUUAACAACAUCCUCUUCUGCGUCCUUAACUGUUAACAACUGUCUGCCCUUUCAGUGACGUUUGACACCCAUUUAGGUAAACAUGGACUUGUAAACAUUCCAAUAUGUGACUCAUAAACUGACGUCCAUAUUUGAUGAAUGAGGUUUCUGUUCCCCAGCGCAAUCAAACAUGUACAAAAUAAUGUAGGUGUUGAUAGGGGAACAAGUCCAUCUUCAUGUUUUUUUUCUUCAAAUAAUUGCAAGGAUGGAAAUAAGGCUGGCUCCCAUUGCAUAGCAGUUUGAUCCAAACCAGGUUUCAUGAUGAGUUUAAGACAACACACCUGAAUUUGUUGUCUGUACACUGUUGUAAAUCAAGCUUGUAUUAAAACCUGGAAUCUGUGAAACUGCUAUGCAGUAGGAGUCUUAUUUCCAUCUGAAUUGGCAGCACUUCAGCCAUGAGAAAAGUAGUUUAUUCUUGUAUCACUGAUCAGCAUGGAUUGUGUUGAUGCUUUUAUUUUAUAUAAUGCCUCACAUUAUAUGUGUUUUUAUCAACAACAGACUACAUUACAACCAUGGUUAAUCUACAUACACCAGUAUUAUCUUUGGACAAUUAUGUUUAUUUGGAUAUUUAAUGUUAACAAUAGCAUUGAUCAAUUAAAGCACAUUGAGUGGGAGGGGUUGCCUCGUUUUCUUAGUAUUCACAUUUAUGGCCUGUAAGCACACUAUAGUGAACAUCAACUGUGUAAUUAAGGAAGAGGAAAGAGUUAAUCUAACCUUCGUUUAAUAGUAUGGCAUGUUUGGGUGUGAUCUCUACAUCUCUUAGACUGUCUGUAUGCCUGUACCUUUACUUGUAUAGAUACUUGUUAGAUUAGAAUUGCAUUACUUGUGUAUUUUCUUGUAUAGGUUUAUUUAUGUGAAGGGUUGAAUAUGUAACUGAAGCUUUCGUAUUUGUAUAUACACAAUAUGUAUUUGGAAUAAAAGUAUAUCUUUAAAAUCAAA
This is a messenger RNA of Acipenser ruthenus (sterlet), 1621 nucleotides long. RefSeq names its product ADP-ribosylation factor-like protein 2-binding protein. Lineage: Eukaryota; Metazoa; Chordata; Actinopteri; Acipenseriformes; Acipenseridae. Bases 141 to 701 code for a protein of 186 amino acids. Gene Ontology annotation, cellular component: mitochondrial intermembrane space. The transcript is spliced from 7 exons. Gene Ontology annotation, biological process: maintenance of protein location in nucleus; positive regulation of tyrosine phosphorylation of STAT protein. The record is from RefSeq and is a predicted model, not a curated record.